Molecule: messenger RNA, 786 nt
Organism: Paramuricea clavata
Lineage: Eukaryota; Metazoa; Cnidaria; Anthozoa; Malacalcyonacea; Plexauridae
Source: the annotation of a GenBank genome assembly
AUGGGUGAAUUGAUUUGUAAUUCCACCUGGGAAACUAAAAUGGUUGAAUCUUUAAAGACUUCAAAGUUCUAUUUAAAAGGAGAUUACAAGGUGGGUUUUGUAGGAGAGAUGUUGGAACAGCUUGGUCGAAUGUGCUAAUAAUUAUUUAUACUUUUGAAAUUUAGGUUCACAUUAAAGAGUCAUCCGAUAUAGCUGAGCACUGUAUUGUUUAUUCCAUGAGUGAUGGCAAAGAUACAGACUACAGGAAGAAGUGUGGCCAUCGACAUGGCAUCGUUUGCGAGAGUUGUCACGUAUUAUCUAGUAAUCCUACUGACAUCCAGACGAAGGCCACUACAGCCAAUUUUGCUACCACUGAUGAUCGCGAUGAAGUAGCGUAUAUGAUCAACUACUCCAAACUUGCGAUUGAGUCAUGGCAAUGUCAUAUUAUAAGGUGUGUAAAUCAAGAUCAGGCGCGAAUUGACGUCCUAGAGCUUUUGGAUAAUGACACUAUUCUGGUAAUAAACGACUGGGCUAUGAAAUUCAUACCACAGAAGUAUCGCGAAUCGCAGGCAGAUUGGUAUGGUAAACGUGGUAUUUCGUGGCAUAUUUCAGUAGUUCAUUACCAGAUCAACAAUGAAUAAUGUCUACUUCCGUCAGGAUAAUGCAGGCUGCUACCAUUCGGCACACACCAUUCUUAGUUGUCCAGCAAUAGCAAAAUCUGUCGGGAUGAAGAUAGUCCGCAUCGACUUCAGUGAUCCGCAAGGCGGCAAAGGUGCGGCAGAUAGAUUAGCAGCCACCUGCAAGUGA